CUCACUAUGGUAUUAUGAUCUUCUUUCAUUCCUUAGCGACCAACAGUUCACCCAAACUAAUGUGAGCACCAUGGAUGACGACAAUGACAAUGAGGGAGCGGACGACUCGCAGUCGAUCAAUGAAAAAGAACCAGUAGAAGAUGACUGUUAUGCACGGAGCCAAUCAUCAUCUGAGUCUCAAUCCACGAGACCAUCCCCAUCACCAACAGGAAGCUCAUCAGGAUUCAAGCGUCCAUCCAGUAACACAAAACAAGAUGAAGUUGUAUCUUCGAACAAAAAGGUGCUACAGUUGGUGGCUGACCGGUUAAAAAAGAGUGAUGGCAUAGUACUCGGAAAGCAUGACAGCUUUGGCAAGCAUGUAGCUGAUGAAUUAAAUAAUAUGCCCCUUGAAAAUCCUUUAUUAAACACGUUGUAA
Messenger RNA from Anthonomus grandis grandis, 415 nucleotides. RefSeq lists its product as uncharacterized. The transcript has 2 exons. The coding region runs from base 71 to 415 and encodes 114 amino acids. Lineage: Eukaryota; Metazoa; Arthropoda; Insecta; Coleoptera; Curculionidae. The record is from RefSeq and is a predicted model, not a curated record.